Molecule: messenger RNA, 903 nt
Organism: Aspergillus tubingensis
Lineage: Eukaryota; Fungi; Ascomycota; Eurotiomycetes; Eurotiales; Aspergillaceae
Product: lytic polysaccharide monooxygenase
Exons: 1
Coding region: 1-903 (300 amino acids)
Source: RefSeq, a predicted model, not a curated record
AUGAAGCAGGCUGGUUCCAUCCUCGCCCUCGCCGGGCUCGUCUCCCUUGCCCAGGGUCACGGAUUCGUCACCUCCCCUCAGGCCCGUAUGCCCGGUAGCGCCAUGGAGAAGGCCUGUGGCCAGCAAGUGUACAACAACCAGGAGGCCGACAACUACGGCAACGUGCAGGGUGAGCUUCAGAUCGCCUCGGGCCAGAGCGACUACGACGCCGACGCCUGUGACAUCUGGCUCUGCAAGGGUUACAAGUACGCCGACAACAAGGACAACGUCUACUCGUACAAGGCCGGUGAGACCGUCGAUUUCACCGUCGACAUUCGCGCUCCUCACACCGGUACCGCCAACGUCUCCGUCGUUGACACUGCCUCCAACACCGUCAUCGGCUCCCCUCUGAUCUACUGGAGCGUUUACGCCUCCACCGCUACCGGUGUCACUGCCAACGAGACUAGCUUCAGCGUCACCAUCCCCGAUGAUCUCGGUGAUAAGUGUACCGAGGGCGGUGCUUGUGUUCUUCAGUGGUGGUGGAACGCUGCUUCCAUUGAUCAGACUUAUGAGUCUUGCAUUGACUUUACUGUUGCUGGCUCUGGCUCUUCUUCUUCCUCUUCUUCGUCUUCGUCUUCUUCUUCCGCCGCUGCCAGCCAGCAAACUACCACCACUGCUGCCGCCGCCGCUGUCACUACCCCUAGCACCGCCAACAACGUCGCUCCCGCUUCCUCUAGCGUCCCUACUACCCUCGCUACUAGCGUGAAGCAGAGCGCUACCGUCGCCCCUGUUGCUGCUUCUAGCGCUGCUGCUGCUGCUGCUGCUGCUUCCUCGGGUGUCUCCAUCCCUACUGAUGGUACCGCUGAGGAGCAGCUCACUUGGGUUGCUAGCCUGCUUAAGGCUCUCCUUAAGUACGCUAACUAA